Messenger RNA from Chaetura pelagica (chimney swift), 4833 nucleotides. It is a transcript of the gene CEP164, whose product is annotated as centrosomal protein 164kDa. Gene Ontology annotation, molecular function: protein binding. The record is from RefSeq and is a predicted model, not a curated record. Lineage: Eukaryota; Metazoa; Chordata; Aves; Apodiformes; Apodidae.
AUGUAUACACAUGUACAUUUUUAUUAUAUAGAGUCCCAGGGGGUCCUGGAGGGGGGUCUGGGGCGCAUUGGGGACCAGCUGGUUCUAGAGGAAGAGUAUGAUGAGAACUACAUCCCUGAAGAUAAAGAAGUCUGGGAUUUUGCACAGGAGAUCGGGAUCGACCCUGAGAAGGAGCCAGAGCUGCUCUGGCUGGCCAAGGAGUGUCUGGUGGCCCCAAUACCCCCCCCCUGGAAGGCCUGCCAGGAUGUCACUGGUGAUCUCUACUACUUCAACUUUGCAAACGGUGAGUCCAAGUGGGAACACCCCUGUGAUGGCCACUACAAACAGCUCGUCAUUCAGGAGAGGGAGAAGCUGCUGGCACAGGGUGCUUUGAAGAAGAAAGAGAAGAAGAAGAAAAAAGAGAAGAAAGAAAAGAAAGAGAAGAAGGAGAAGCAGUCACUGCAGCCACUUACUCCCUCAGGCACCCUCCUGGCACCCGUGCAGGCUCCCCCGGGGACCCUCGCUCCGCUGCGCCUCGCGCCCUGCCCGACUGGUGCCCUCCCUGGGCCGUGGAACAGGAACCUGGGGGGCCUGGGGGGCUCUGUCCCCAGGGCAGGGCUGCAGCCUGUAGGGGCCUGUGAGCCCACCAGCCAGACCAAGAGGUUGCUGGGCUUGGUCUGUGAAGAAGAGGGCUCAGUGACCACAGCAGCUCAGGAUGAGGGGAGACAGGAAGAGGAGGAGGAAAGUGAGAAUGAGAGCCUCCAUGGGACAUCAAGACUGCUCAAAAACCUGCACAUGGAUGUCAGUGCCCUGGGAGGCAGCUUCAACUCUGAGGAGGACAGCAAAGAGGAGGAGGAGGAGGCUGGCAGAGGGGUGGCUGAUGCUGCUGAAGCUGAUCCCCAGCACAGGAGCAGCCCCGUGGAGGAACCUGGCAGCCUGGCUGAGAAGGAGUCUUUAAAAUCAAGACACCCUGAAGAAGGGCAGGAGUCUUCCUUGGAUUCUGAUGCUGCGUGCCCUCCAACUCCAGUGGACGUUCGUUCUGGAGAUGCUGACAGUAGCCUGUCUGGCCAGGACAAGGAGAAUUCAGAUGGGAAACCUGCUGGGAAGGAGUUACUGGGCACAAAAGAUGCUGAGGUGGAAGGUGACAUCUCUGCAGCUGAAGAGCUGCCCCAGUCUCUGGGGGAAAGAAGUGCAGCAGGGACCAAUGUGCCCAGUGGUGCUGAGCAGCCUGGAGCUGUGUCUGCAGCUGCUGGAGGGGCUGAGGAAGAGGAGCUGGAGAGCCUGGCUGCAGCUCCUGGCACCCUGUCUGCUGGGGAAGAGUCAGUGAAGGAAAGCAGGGAAGAGGCAGCAGCUGAUGUGGAAGCAGAGAUCAGGCUGGAUGCUGGAGAACUUUCAGAGUUGUCCAGGAGCAGUGACUUUGGGGAGGACUUGCAAGUCUCCAAACACUCAGACCAUGUGCUGGGUCAGCCUGUGGACUUGGGUUUCCAGACACAGCUUUCUGAGCAGGUGCUGGACGUGGAGGUUCUGCCUCCUGCUCUGGACAGUCCCACGGGCAAGGCCCAGGAGCUGGGAGAAGAGGAAAAAGACCAAAGUAAAGCCAGUAUAGAGGAAGAGCAAAGUAAAAGAACAAAAGCUGCUGAGAGUGAGAGGGAUCAAAGUGCUGGUGAAACGCCACAAGGGCAGUGUGUUGCUUUAGAGAAUCCGGGCCAGGAGGAGGUUGUGGCCCAGGAACUGGAUUCACCGGGGAGCCCCAGCAGUCUGGAGGAGCUUGUUGCCCCACAGGAAGUGCAAGCUGAGAAGGAGAUGGAGCAUCAACAGUCCUUGAACCAGCCCAGUGAGGAAUCCCUGGAGGGAAUAGCCACAGAGCUGGAGCUGGAGCUGAAGCCAGAGAAAAUAAACUUGGUGCAAGAAAAGGAGGAGAAAAUUCAGCAGUUCCUGGAGGAGAUGGGGCAGCAGGAGGAAGACGAACCUGAGAAACUUCAUCAGCAACAAGAAAAAUGCCUCAGGACUCUAAAAGAAGAUCUGGCAAAGGUCUCUGAGGAGGAGGAGCUGCGUGUCAGGAAGGAGGAAACUGAGAGGCUCUCAAAGCUGCGAGACAAGAUCACCUCAGAGACUGAGGCAGAGGUGGAGAAGAUAAGGGCAGAGCAAGAGGCCACACUGCAGAAACUGAGAGAGGAGUGGGAAUCCCAGUGGGCAAUGGAGAAGGAGAGCCUGGAGAGGAAACAGCAGCUUGCUUUGAAGAAAAUAAAGUUGGAAAUGGAGGAAGCUCAGCAGAAAGAGAUGACUGAGCUGGAACAAGAGAAAGAACAAUUCCUGUGUGAGCUUAAGGAGAGAUUAGACAGGGAAAAGAAGGAGGCAGCAGGAGAGCUCGAGAAGCAGUUUGCAGCUGAACUCCAGGAGCUGAGAUCUGCAGCAGAGGAGAAGCAUCGUCAGGUCAUUUCCAGCCUGCAGACCCAGAUAGCAGAGGCACAGAGGAGUGAGGAGGCUCAGCUGCACGAGGACCUGCAGAGAGCAGAGCAGAGGGUGCAGCAAAAGGCCUUCCAAGUAACAGAGUAUGAACGUGAGCUCAGCGAGCUGAUGAGAGAGAAACGCCUGGAAGUGGAAAAGGACCACGAGAGGAAGAUGGAGAGGAUGAAGGAGGAGCACCAGGAGGCUUUAGCGCGGAUGCGGGAUCAGUACGAGGAGGAGGAGCGGCAGCAAAGGGCAGAGCUGCUGUCGGGGCUGCGGGGGGAGCUGGGGCGGCUGCGGCAGCGCCAGGACGCGGAAUUGAGCACCCUGAGGGCACAGCUGGACACGCAGCUCGUGGCCCUGCAGCUCCGGCACAGCCAGAAGGAAAGAGAACUGCAGGAUUCAGAAAAUGAGCUUGAGAUCCGCAUUAAGAACGUCAAAGUCAGGUCAGCUCAGCUCCUCAGCCAGGAGGAGUCUCUGAGACAGAAGAGGCAGCAGCUGCUGGAUGAAGACAAACGGACAGAGCAGGAAAGAGAUGAAGCUGCCUUAGCUUCUCAAGUCCGCCUGGAGGAGAACAGGAAGGAACAUGCCAACCUCCUGGAGUCCAUCCGGCAGCUGCGCAGGUCUCUGGAGGAGCUGCAGGACCAGAAGGCUGAGCUGGAGGCCCAGGUGGAUUUGCUGCAGACCCGAAGCCAGAGGCUGCAGAAACGCAUCAGUGAGCAGGAGGCAGCUGUCAGGAGCAAGCAGGAGACUUUGAAAGAACUGGAGGCAGAAGAAAGUGUGGAAUCUCCAAGAAGGAAAGCUGAGCUCCACAUUGAGGACCUGAGAGAAAAUAUUCAAGCUCACUCAUCCAGGGAUCCUGCUUCCCCACCCUCUCCCAGCCAGGAGGACGGCGAGUUCCAGCUGGACCAUGUCAGGAGAUACAUCUCUGCAGAAGGGCUGUCCAUCCAGAAUGCCAAGGAGUUCCUGCUGCGCCAGACGCGCUCCAUGCGGAGGCGGCACACGGCGCUGAGCGCGGCCACGCAGCGCUGGCGCCACGACAUGCAGAAGGCACAGGAGGUGCUGCAGGAUCCUGACAGCUCCCAGCUCCUGGAGGGGGUGCGCCAGAACCUGGAGGAGGAAGCAAAGCAGUUGGACGAGAUGAAGUCGGCUAUGCGGAAGGGACAGGUGCUGCUGAAGAGGAAAGAGGAGAAGCUGAGCCAGCUGGAGUCCUCACUGCUGGAGGAGCUUUCAGAUGAAGACACGCUGAAGAGUGCUGGGUGCAGGAAGAUGGUGACUUUUGAUCUCAGCAGCUCUGAGGACACAAACAGCUCAUCCAGUUUAAAUCAGCCUAAACUUGAUUUGAGAGCUGAUGUACGGCCUGUCCCACAGCCAGACAAGGUCCAGUACUUGAAAUCCUCUCUGCAGCACAUCACCAGUGAGCUGAACGGGGUCCUUGGCAUCUUGGACUCUCUGAACAGUCACCAGUCUCCACUCCUCACCUCAACGCCCCAUCGUGGUGUCCCUCUGUCCACCUACACCUCCUUGGCAGGCCUGGGGGCAGGUGGCUCCCUGGGACCCCUCACAAGAGGGUCUCUGGAGGAGCCGUGGGCCUGGAGCCCUGGGCUGAGCUCCAGCCAGGCCUGUGCAGCUGGGCAGGCAGUGGAUGCCAUCCUGGCUGAGAAGUGGCGCAAGUAUUUCCCCAGUGGGCUCCCAACACUCAGUGGGAAUUCCAAGCCUCUGGACAACAAGCUGGGAUAUGUACCUGCAGGAGAGCAAAUACGGCAGUUCCAGCACUCCCAGUUCUGGAGUCGGGACUCAGACAAGAUGAAUAUUCAAGGAAUGAUUGAGAGCAACAAGAAAUGGCUAGAAGACUUCAAGAGGGAUUCACAAGUGUAUCCUUUGCCUGAGUCUGUUUCCCUGAAGAAAUCAGAGCCCUGUGAGCAGAGCUGCCUGUUCCUGAAGGGUGAGUUCACCGAGCUGAACAGGGUUCUGUUCCAAGGGGAGAGAGCUGAGGUGCCCCAGGGAACAGCCUGGAGGAGUAGGAUGCAGGAAGGGAUGGAUCACAGUGCAGGUUUCCUGUUUGCUGUAGGAUUGAGUUAAUCCCUGUCUGCAGGGGUCUUGGUUUUAGUUUCCUGGCUGUUGUUUGGGAGCCGCCUGUUCCACGAGGAGCCCCUGCCAUACCUGGUGUACCAGCCCCUGCCCUGGCAGAUCCAGUGUGUGAGCCAGAGCCGCCGCAGCAGCCGGGACAGCGAGAGAGGCAGAAGCUCUCGGCACAACAGCGUCUACUCGAUUUCUGAAGAGAAAGGCAGCCUGAGCCCUGAGGCCAGCAGCGAGGGCAGGUUCUUCAGUGAUGCUUCUGAGAAGGCAGCCCUCACCAUCCAGAACCACUUCAGGAGAUACCAGCAGCAGAAGGAGGAGAAGUAG